AUGGCCUUUCGCUUCCUCGACCUCAGCUCGGAGUUGCGCAAUAUGGUGUACCACUUCGCAUCAAUCAACGACGCACACGUUCCUAUCCGACGCGAUGCCUCUCUUCAGUCCGGCAACUACGCUGCGCUCACAAGAGUGUGUGUCCAGAUCCGCCGAGAAUACCGCCCAGUUCAGCGUCACAUGGCUGAGGUUCAGCUGGACCUUGCAAAUGUUGGCCAUUAUGCUCAGGCAUUCAUGACGACAGCUGAAGACUCCAUGUCCCUCCCUCAUACUAUACACGUCGAGGCAUGGGUCGCGAUAUCCUCCAGAUCCGACUCUCAUUUCAGCAUCUUUCCGGUUCUCAAGCUCAAGGCUACCCACCCUGACCUGGACUGCAAGAUGGUGCCCGCCGCCAUUGCGAAUCGCUAUGGUCUGACUGUGAACCAAGUUCGCGGUCUCAACGCACUUGCUUUCCAUGCAAACGAAAAGUGGCGCGAGGAUAUUAGGAACGGGACUAUUGGAGAUGUCCGGAUCAGAUCAAGCGCAUCAUUCGAUGAGACUACAUGUAUUUGUAUCAAUUUCACGGGUGUCCACGCCUCCAAGAACUACGAUGAAGCGAUCAGCGCGCCUGAUGCGUGGAGUAGCGCUCGCGGUCUUGACGUCGCGCUAUCACACGGUCAUCAUGUUGCGUUGUACUUUUCACCUAUGUUUACUUGA
Messenger RNA from Alternaria conjuncta, 696 nucleotides. RefSeq lists its product as uncharacterized. The record is from RefSeq and is a predicted model, not a curated record. The coding region runs from base 1 to 696 and encodes 231 amino acids. The transcript has 2 exons. Lineage: Eukaryota; Fungi; Ascomycota; Dothideomycetes; Pleosporales; Pleosporaceae.